This is a messenger RNA of Phlebotomus argentipes, 6927 nucleotides long. RefSeq names its product myotubularin-related protein 13 (gene Sbf). The transcript is spliced from 8 exons. NCBI's taxonomy places the organism in Eukaryota, Metazoa, Arthropoda, Insecta, Diptera, Psychodidae. The record is from RefSeq and is a predicted model, not a curated record. The coding region runs from base 390 to 6443 and encodes 2017 amino acids.
AUUUCGCCGCUUUUUUCCGAACCCUCAAUUAGUUUUGGCCUUAAUUUGCCUGUGCGCGAGUGAAAAAUUGCUAAAUAUUCGCAUUCUUGAGGUAAUUUGCGGUAAUCUUUUCGAAAUUGUCCACGGACACUCAACAGAAGAGUGAAUUGGUAGUGGGAUUGAUUUCCUCUGGCCGCUGUGGGUGGGACCUGUCAGUUUCUCUGGACAGCAGCAGCCCUUUGUGGCCUCUCUCCGUAGUUUUCUCCCUCAGUAGUUAAUUCUCCCCCUGAAAGUCAAGUGGCUGACUCCCAAAGUGACCGGAGUGCCGCUCUACAGGCCACGGAAGAGGUAGUUUUAGUGGGUCGAGGAAAAUGAGUGUUGUAAACAAUUUGUGAGGAAUCCCCGGAAUCAUGUCCCGUCUGGCGGACUACUUUGUGAUUGUGGGCUACGACCACGAGAAAGAGAGAAGUGGCACGCGAAGUGGAAAGAUUCUGCAGAGAUUCCCGGAAAGUGACUGGCACGACACCCCCUUCAUCGAGGGAAUUGAGUGGGUAAGUGGAGAGUCAGGACGCAGCUCUGCGGAGGAGAGUGUGAGUGUGUGUCUUUUGCAGUUUUGCCAGCCGCUGGGAUGGGCCCUUUCCACGGAGCGCCAAGAGCCCCGAUUCUUCGUGUCCGUGCUCACGGAUAUCGACGCCAAUCGCCACUACUGUGCUUGCCUCUGUUUCAACGAGACAAUCUCGAUCACGCCAAACAAGCCAAUCGACGAGGAGGAGGAGACAUUGACACCCGGGAGAGCCCUCAUUCCGGCUGUGACAACAGUCACUCAUCAUAGUAUUAUGUACGCACCGAAGUGUCUGGUCCUGGUAUCGCGCCUGGACUACACGGAGACUUUCAGGAAUUGCCUGGGAACGAUCUACACGGUGUACAUCGAGAGUUUGGGCUUCCCUCUUGAGACCCUGAUUGGGAAUAUUCUCGGCUGCAUCCAGGUGCCUCCUCCGGGUGGGCCGCAAGUGCGCUUCUCGAUCGGGGCGGGGGACAAGCAAGCUCUGCAGCCGCCUCUGUACACCACCCUCCCAGUCACGGGCACUUCGGUGGACUUCCUGUUUACACAGUUGGGUAUUAAGAAUGUGCUUCUGCUGUUCUGCGCCAUGAUGACGGAACACAAGAUCCUAUUCCACUCCAAGAGCUACUCGCGGCUGACGGACAGCUGUCGUGCACUCACGGCUCUCAUGUAUCCAUUCCGAUACAGUCACGUUUACAUUCCAAUUCUGCCCGCAUCUCUUAUCGAAGUGUUAUCAACGCCAACGCCGUUUAUAAUGGGAGUUCAUAGUUCAUUGCAGAGUGAGAUCACAGAUUUGCUUGAUGUUAUUAUUGCCGACAUCGAUGGUGGUUCCAUUCACAUACCCGAAUCUCUCGUGCCGCCCGUGUCGAAGUUGCCGAACCAACUGUGGGAGACCACCCAGCAGGCGCUCACGCUCGUCCUCCAGCCGGAACUGCAAACGGCCGAUCUGGCCUUCAGCGCCCACCCGGCCACAGUGAACGGGGAGCUCCACUGCCGCGAUGUGAAGGUGAAUCGACAGAUGCGAGACAAGGAGAUUCGCGCUGUCUUCAUGCGUAUGUUCGCCCAACUCCUGCAAGGCUACCGCUCCUGUCUCACCAUCAUCCGCAUCCACCCGAGGCCAGUGAUCACAUUCCACAAGGCGGGCUUCCUCGGGGCGCGAGACCUCAUUGAGUGUGACUUUCUCUCGCGUGUGCUGGACAGCAUGUUCUUUACGGGGUUCGUGUACGAGAGAGGACCCCCGUGGCGACCGUGUGACGCGUGGGAUGAACUGUACAGCUCAAUGAGCGACCUGCAGAGAUCCGAACUGCAGAAUGCCUCGCACGUUUUGACGAAUAUCCAGGAGCUGGCGCAAGUGCUGUACACGAAUGAGAAUCCCAACCCGCAGACGUACACGCAGAAGGUGCUGAAGCCGCCAGAGGGGGCCUUCGCCCGGAUACAUCAGCCCCCAAUGCCACAAAUCAAUUCGCAGCAGGUCACGACCAUCAUUCAGGAAGGCAUGGCGAAAAAUGAUCUGCAAUCGCGCUUUCAUACACCGCGAAUGUCUCCGCGGAUUGUCCCGAUGGGGCCGCACUUGCAGAGCAUCUCCGAUGGGAGACCAGUGGUGAACAACACCGCCCGAAGGCUGGAAGUUCUCAAGUCUUGCGUCAACUGUAUCUUUGAGAACAAGAUUGCCGAGGCAAGAAAGAGCUUUCCGGCUGUUCUGAGAACACUGAAGCAGAGAGAUGCCCGGUUGACACUGUGCCGAGAGCUGGCCAAGACCGUGCAGGGCAACAAGGCGAUGCUGGAGCAUCAGCAAUUUGAUUUGGUGGUGAAGCUGAUGAACAGAGCCCUUCAGGAUGACACUGUAAUGGAUGAGCAUGGUGUGGCAGCGGCUCUCCUGCCACUGUCAACGGUGUUCUGUCGGAAACUCUGCACGGGAGUCAUUCAGUUCUCCUACACAUGCAUCCAGGAUCAUCCUGUGUGGAAGAAUCAGCAGUUUUGGGAGGCUGCCUUCUAUCAAGAUGUGCAGACACAGAUCAAAGCUCUGUAUCUCACCAGAUCGCCGUCAGCCAGUGAGAAUUCCUACGCCACGUGGAAGACUGAGAAUGGAAAGAAGAGUCCUAGCAGUAGUCCAGAAUAUCGCUUAUCUCGCAUCCAAGAGCCAUCAGCGCUGGAGAUUGCUGCUGAACAGAUGCGCAUCUGGCCGAGUUAUGAGUCACUGAAGCAGGGAGAGCUGAUAAAAUCCGAGGAGUCAACACUGUACAGUCAGGCGAUUCACUAUGCCAACAGAAUGGUGUCGCUACUCAUUCCGCCUGAUGUGAAUGUGGGUGGGAAGGUGCAGAAGCUGGAUGUGCAUGGUGUGGAGGAUGACACAAGUGUGUCCAAUAGUGUUGUGGAGUCACACAGUCACAGUGAGCAUAGCGAUGAGGGCUUCGAGGAGAGCGACACUGGAGAGUGUGGCAGUGCUGUGGCUAAGAUGGUGUGCAGAUUCAUUGAUCGUGUGUGCACAGAGGGUGGAGUGACGGCGGAUCAUCUGAGGAAUCUUCACGCCAUGGUGCCAGGAGUGGUUCACAUGCACAUUGAAAUGCUGGAGGCAGUUUAUCGGGAGUCGAAGCGCAUCCCGCCAGUGCAGAAGGCCAAGAUUCACGCUCCGAGUUUGUUGUCUGGUGAGGAGAUCAUGACUGAACCGAUGAGAGUGUAUAUGUUGGCUGAUGGGCGAGAGGACAAUGUGUCAGCACUCUUGCCAGCUGAGGGAGCGCUCUUCCUCACCAACUAUCGCGUGGUGUUCAAGGGAUCGCCUUGUGAUCAGCUGGCGUGUGAGCAGAGUAUUGUGAGGGCUUUCCCAGUGUCUUCGCUGACGAAGGAGAAGAGGAUCUCAGUCCUGUACUUGCCACAUCUUGACCAGAAUCUGCCUGAGGGACUGCAGAUGCGCUCCUGCACAUUUCAGCUCAUCAAGGUAGCCUUUGACGAGGAGGUGACUGUGGAGAGCAUCGAGAGUUUCCGCAAACUUCUGCACCGCAUUCGUCAUCCGGAGCAUGAGUUUGGGAGAUUUGCCUUCGCCUCUCACGGAAUGCACAUUCAGACGCCGUUGCACAAAGUGAAGGAGAAGAAUGCCACACUGAAGGGCUUCGCCAAGAAGACACUCAUGAGAACGGCCAAGAAGGCGGGCUUCAAGCCAAAGGGUGGCACGAAGAGGAAGUACAUCUUGUCCGGUAUUGAUUCUGAGGAGAAUCACGGUCAUGAGAAUAAUGAGGAUGACGAUGCCUCGGAUGAUAAUGCCGAUGCGAUGCCACGAGUGACGGCGAAGGAUGUGGAGCGCCUCAAGGAGAGGAGCUAUGUGAAAGACUGGGAACGACUGUACUUGAGCGAUCCGAUGUCAGGCUAUCGGAUCACCACUGUCAAUUGCAGUUACAACCUUUGUCGCUCAUAUCCGGCCAUUCUUGUCUCACCGCACAGGAUCUCCGAUGAUCAGCUGCGCUGCAUUGCGCGCUGCUACAAGAAUCAACGAAUCCCCGUGCCAACGUGGCGGCAUCGGAAUGGCGCCAUCCUGCUGAGAGGAUCUGUGCCACAUGCCAAGGGUGUGAUGGGGAUGCUGAAGGCGCAUCAGGGCUCAACGAAUGCCGCCACAGACAGCACGGCUUUCCAGGAACAGGACCACUACUUUGUCACCGUGAUUGAUAACUUGCCGCACACAGUGACGCCCGCGAGGCAUCACCAGUGGGAGAUGAUGUCCAGCAGCAAUCUCUCCAUCAAUUCACUCCUUCUGGCCGCUGAGGAUCAUCACUUUGGCGCGAGGACAGACAAUCUGUCCACGCUGACGCCGGAGAUUGCACGGAAAUCCACAUCGAAUGUCUUUCAAACGGCAAAAUCGAGCUUUGGGAACUUCAGUGGACGAGCGGUGAAGAAUGUGAACAAGUGGGGAAGUCUCAAGACCGGUCCGAGUCAGCUGAGGACUCCAGAUGGCUUGUCUGAACGGGAAUCUCAUCACCAGUACGACUUCCAGCGAGUGCCGCUUUACAUGCUGGGCGAGAAGAGUCAGAGCAAAUCGGCCAGGCUCUCAGAGAUGUACGCCGAGUUCAUUCCAGUGGAUUAUCCAGAUGUGAGACACACACGUCUGGCCUUUAAGAAGCUCAUGCGAGCGUGCUUGCCAUCGGCAGUGAGUCAGGAACCGGAUCAGAGCUUUGCCAAGCUCCUGGAGCAAUCGGAUUGGCUACAGCAGAUCCGGGGAUUGCUACAGCUGUCCGGCGCUGUGGUGGAUCUGAUUGAUAUGCAGGGAUCAAGUGUGACUCUGGCGCUGGAGGAUGGAUGGGAUGUGACGGCACAAGUGUCCUCUCUGGCGCAACUCUGCCUGGAUCCCUAUUAUCGCACAGUUGAGGGCUUCCGUGUGCUGAUUGAGAAGGAGUGGCUGGCAUUUGGACAUCGCUUUGGCCAUCGUAGUAAUUUGAAGCCACAGAGCAGUUCAGGCUCACCUUUUGCUCCCACUUUCCUGCAGUUUCUGGACGCCGUUCAUCAGAUUCAGACUCAAUUCCCACUGGCUUUUGAGUUCAAUGACUUCUUCCUGCGCUUCUUGGCAUAUCACAGUGUCUCUUGCCGCUUCCGCACGUUCCUGUUUGACUGUGAAGUGGAGAGAUUUGAUUUGGGCAUCGCCACGGUGGAGGAUAAGAGGGGCUCCCUCAAUUCCCAUCACAAACAUGCUGUGGAGACGGGCACGGGAUCGGAUGAUGACAGCAUUUAUCCGGGUGGAUUGAGGAAUUCUAGUUCUUCCACGCAGAAACUGGGUCACUCUGUCUUUGACUAUGUUGAGAGACAGCACGCCAAGUCACCGAUCUUCUUCAACUUCACCUAUACGCCAGAUCCCGAUCGUCAGGUGUUGAGACCUCAGAGCUCCGUGGCAAUGCUGGAGUUGUGGGGCUUCUAUGUGGACGAGGAGAUUGCUCAUGGGCCGCCGUACGAUCCCGAACUGGUGGGCAGUGACAAUAUUGAUGAGGACAAUGACUCGUCCGAGGGGAAGAAGCCCAAAAGGAAGGUGAUCAGUGUGGGAUAUGACAGUCUGGACAAACUGGAUCCGGAUGCAUUCACGAGACUCUUGGAGGAGCUGAAGCAGGCGGAGGCGGAGAGGGGAUUGCUGCCCCAGAAGUGGCGGCAAGUGUGGGAUAAGCUGGAGCUGCCACACUCGGACUCACUCACGAGACAUGCGUCCUUCAGCAGCGCCCUGGUGAGGUCUCACGGACGUCUUCAGCACAAGAGGUCAACUCUUGAGAUUCUGAUGAGAGGACGCUUGGCUGGCCACCAUCAGGAGACGUUCUCUCAUCCCCACCGAUUUGAGAAGCACGCCUACACGACUCCGUCGCACUGCAAUCACUGCGACGGGCUUCUGUGGGGCCCCAUGAGGACGGAAUUGCGCUGCAUGGAUUGCGGGAACUCAUAUCACGAGAAGUGCGCCGAGACUGUGCCCAAGAACUGCACCAAGUACAAGGCGGUGGAGGGUGUGCAGCAGACACUCACGCGAUCGCAGGGAGACAAUGGGAGCAUCACGUCAAGUGCGACAGCCGGACAGACUUCCUUGCAGCACUUUUACGAUCAGUUCAGCAGCAAUGUGGCGGAGAACAGAACGCACGAAGGGCAUUUGUACAAGAGGGGCGCUUUGCUGAAGAGCUGGAAGCAACGAUGGUUCGUUCUGGACUCGAUAAAGCACCAAUUGCGCUACUAUGACGCAAUGGAAGACUCCAACUGCAAGGGAUUCAUCGACUUGGCUGAGGUGCAGUCCGUUCAGGCGGCGGCAUCGGCGGCCGUGGGCACAAAGAAGGUCGACGAGAAGGCAUUCUUUGACUUAAAAACCAGUCGUAGAACGUACAAUUUCUAUGCAUUAGAUGCAAAUAUGGCUCAGGAAUGGAUCGAAAAAAUCCAAGCAUGUCUGCAAUAAGGAGGAAUAUGCACUGGAGUGUAAAUAGGAUUAAAUAGGAAUAUUUAGGAAAAAAAAAGAAGGGGCGGAACAAUGAAAUUGUGAGGGAAGGAGGAAAAUCAGUGGAAGUGUCGAAAUCAAACUUAAGAGAUAUUAUGCAUAGUUAAAUUACUACAUUACUUCACUCUGUACUGUUUUUCUCCGCAGCCAGAACGGCAGUGAGGAGGGGAGAAAGGGACUUUUCAUUGUAAUUUUUUCUCUGUUAUCAACUCAAUAGUUUUAUUCUGCAUUUAUUUUUUUUAACUAUUACGUGUUAAAAAUACUUGAAAUGAGAUUUUUAGUGGGGAUGAUAACACUGAGAUAUCAUUCGUUCCAGAUUUAUAGGUUUAUUUAAAUGUCCUAUGUUUACUGUGAAAUGAAAAUGGAAAAAAAUAAAGCAUUUUGCAUCAUGAUAUUAGAAGAAAAAGGAGCAAUUUUCAUCCUCGGAGUCCCCGGAUCUUUCGAA